Messenger RNA from Mycena indigotica, 579 nucleotides. RefSeq lists its product as uncharacterized. The record is from RefSeq and is a predicted model, not a curated record. The transcript has a single exon. Lineage: Eukaryota; Fungi; Basidiomycota; Agaricomycetes; Agaricales; Mycenaceae. The coding region runs from base 1 to 579 and encodes 192 amino acids.
AUGGCUCUGAAUCUCCACCGGCACCAGACCAGCAAGACGGCGACGCGCUUGUUUGAAGUCACCCAUGCCAGACCACCUCUUCUCACUCACCUCCUCUCCCUCCGAAAGCAUACGCCAAUCGAGACCAGUCUCCAGAUUCAGAUCUCCCCUCCUUACCUUCCUCUUCCCGUCCGCCCUGUAACCCCACACCGCAUCGGUCCGCGCGACACCCCGCCGCAGGCCCAGCCGCAACGCCACCCCGCCCGCUCACUGGCAGAUCUCGCGCGUUGCGUCGGACUCUCUGGCAGCAUCGAAAGCGAUUCCCUGGCAGAAAAGCAAUAUUCGAUAUUCCCUGACAGAAAAGCAAUGUUCCCUGGCGAUAAAGCGAUAUUCCCUGACAGCAAAACAGAUUUCCUUGCAGCAAAACACUGGACGCCGGCGCCCUCCCCCACCCACGCCCACACCAUCACCGCCCUCCUUAUCGAUAUGCUCUGUGUCGGCCCAAUAACUCACGACGCGCACCUCUUCCUCUCGCAGCGCGCAACACCAGCCCGCCCGGCCCGCAUUGUCCGCGUGCUUGCUCUGGAAUCCGCAGUCUAG